AUGUUUGUAUUUCAGGUCACCGUCUGCACUAGGCUAAAUAAAUGGUUUAAAUAUGCCUCAGAAGAAAGAUAAAAAGAAAGGGAGGAAGAGAGACAGUGAUGACUGGUAUUAUUUUUAAUUAUAUUGACGAACAAUGCAAAACAUUGGAAAUACAAAUUUAGGUCGCAAAUAUUCUUGCCCCAAUUUUACUUGUCAUAGUAGUAAGUGAAUCUUUGAUGCAUGGUUAUAUAAUUUUGAAGUCUGCAAGUAGUGGAGAAAUGCAAGCAUUAGUAUAGGUAAUCAUGCGAUGGCGAGUACAAUUAGGGAUUAAUAGUACGAGUGAUGUUUGGAAAUUUUGCCAAAUUAAUCCCUAAUUGUACGAGCAACAUCGCAUGAUUACUUGUUUAUUAUUAACAUGACAAAAUUGGAUACGUACUUCUCAAUGUCAGCAUCAUAUUCUCUCGCCAAAGCCCAGUCCCGCCAGACUUUCAACCAAAAUUUGGUGUUUUUGUUUGUAUUUUCAUUUAGUUCUUUUGUUAAAGCAAAAUUUGGUGAUUUUGUUCGUAUUUUCAUCUAGUUCCUCCACGGCAAUUUCAUUUCACGCUUGAGUUUAAAAUACGUUUCCGCCAUUUUGUUUGUUUUGGGAAAAUCAUUAAUUGUACUGCAGUACAAUUAAUGAAAUAAUUGUACUCCUCUCAACUAGUCAGCAUCCAGUAAUUUUGUCAUGCUAAUAAUAAAGUAAGUAAGUAAGUGGGGUGUGCAAAUAUCCUUACUUGCAGCUGAGAGCUAAACUGAAUUACGAGGGAUGCAGCUCAACCUGAUCCAGUCGAAAACUUACAGUACCAAGGGUGGCUCUGGCAACCACCUUAUAAUGACUCAUGUCUGAUCACGGAGCACAGCUAGGGUGGAUUGGAAGGGUCAGUCAGGGGGAUAAUCCCAACCCACCCUGUCAACAUUCCCUGUGGGAGGAAACUGGAGUUCCUGGAGAACACCCACGACUUUCAGUAGAAUGUUGACUUGUCGAACUCUUUUCACACAACUGUCAUAAUAGUCGGAUGUGAGAGUCGAACCUACAAUCUCAGAGGUGAAAGGUACUUGCUGUGAUGAUUAUGCCUCCGAAGCCCCUGAUGAUUAUGAAGGGGCUUAAUAUGCCCAUUAAUAAGCCAAUACUUGUCUUGAAUGUGUAUAUUCGUUCCAGUAAUACUAAUGAAGUAGUAAUAUUUCCAGGGAAGAUGAAGUUGCAAAUGAAAUAGAACAAAUGAAAUUGAAAGAUGCCGAAGAUGAUACAGGUGACAAGGUACAUCACUCUGGCACUAUUCUGGUUCAGUGGCGUUAGCCAGCCUGCUGAUUUAUGAAAAGUAUACUGUGCUGUUAUAAGACAUGACAUUAAGUGCAGAGUACUACAUACAGACACUUCUCCGUUGCAAAACCAUUUCAAACGCUUUGCCUCGUUACACUGUAAUGCGAUCUCCCAUGAUAAAAUCUUCCUAUUUUGUUUGAAACAAACAUAAGAUGUUCCCGCAAUAUUUGGGAAAUUCUGCAUCUUGCCAGAAUCCAAAAAUUAUUAUGUUUUACAGUACCAAAUCACGCAGUGUUGUGUUUAAGUUGAGGCUUCGCUGUAUUGGUAGUUACGAAAUGCUAUGAUUUAAAAUUAGCAGUGCACGAGUACAUAUUAUCAGGAUUUUAAUAUUUAAGAGGCAGUUUUUUUCAUGUCGCGAAUUAAGCCGAAUUUGAAAUAAAAAUGUUCAAAACCGAAAAUCUUUUUGGCGUACAGUACCUCUCAAAAUUGCUUUGUUUUAGCUUUGUUCGCUAGUUUAUGCAGGUACAGUGUAGCUACUACCUUUUUAAAUGCAUUUGCCAGUUGAGAAACAUAAAAUAUCAAUUAUCAAUGAUGCUUUAAAACUGACGCUAUAUUUACAGCAAUAUAAGCAAAACUGACUGUAUUUCUACAAAAAAAACGAAAACCGACCAAAAAACCCGAAAAAAACGAAUGAACCGUUUUGUUUUUUUUUAAAUACGUUUGAAAAUCGAAACUGCGGUAAAAAAGACACAACACGCUACUCAUGCAGUAGUCACGCAAGAUAUUAAACGUAAGGUUUUUGAAGACGUUAUCAAAUUUCAAACAAAAUCUCUUUAGUUUCUCGUCUGUAAAUGCCAAAACUUGAUUCAUUUGCAAAAACUCGUAUAAGUAUGGUUAGAUUUUAGUAAAAUACAAAUUUUUCUUCGUUUUCCCCCGGGUUUUUUUUCGGGGUUUUUCCGGUUUUUCUCCAAAAGUAACAUCGAGUAUUUCGGUUUUCAAAAAACAUUCAGGAUUUUUUCGUUUUACCGAAAAACCGCCUCAUCCUAACUGACUGAACUUCAAACAUCAUUUUAUCUUUGGUGCUAAAAUCUCUUUAUUUUAACAUUAUUUUGCAGAUAAAGCACUAAACAUACUUUUUAAUUUUAAUUUCGAAAAAUAAAAAUUUUGAAUGUACUGUAGUCCUAAUCGCAUGCAAGUGGUAUAUUAUACUCGUUAGUUUUGAGCGCGUGAUACGCAACAUACAAAAAACUCCUCUUAAUACAACUUUCUCUAGAAUGAAGUUGGUAAUGAUAAUGAGAAAAGCAAGAAGAAGAAAAAAGGUAAAAAAGGAAAAGGAGUUGUUGCUUCAGAUGAAGAAGAUGAAGCAAACGACAAUGUUGGUUCAAAAUCCAGUUUUGGAUUGCUUGAUGUGGAGGACAUUGAUGAAGACGGUGGAGAAGUUGAACAACAAAAGAAAGAAAGAAAGACAAAGAAAGGAAAACCGGAAAAGAAAACGAACCAAGAAGACCAAGAUUUAGAAAAUGAACCAAGCAAUGAUAAUAAUGUUGUUAGUACUACUGAAAACAGUGGCAUUGUCGACACUGGGCAGGAAGUAAAGUUAAACUCUGAUGAUGAGGAGGAUGAACUUAAUUUCAAGAAAGAAAAAAGGAAGGGAAAGAAAAAUAAAGCAAAGAAUGAAGAAGACGAGGAGGGAGAGAAAGAAGAAGGAGAAUUAAAAGUAAAAACAGCAGCACAAAAACGAGCAGAAAAGAAAGAACGAGAGAAGAAAAAGAAAGAAGCUCAGAAAAAGAAAACAAAAGAAACAAAAACUGAAAGAGUAACAACAGAGAAAGUUGAGGACUCUGAAAAUUUAGAAGCAUCUCAUUUGAGUGAAAAUCAGAAAACUGUAGGUUAGUACUGUAGUUUAAUUUGAUUGAAAAAUAGAGUACAGAAACACUUGUCUGAUUAGCACAGAUUCUGUGUGUAAACAAAUUUUCUCAUCAAAAAUAUCGGUUGAAUAUCAUUAGUCUUACUUGAGUAUUUAUAAACUGUAAUUCUGUAAUGAAGAUACGGAGAAAACUUGGAAACGUUUAUCAGGGAUUUCUACAAGCAUUUUAAAACGUCUACUGCCUUUCUUUUUCGGAAGAGGAUUGAGUUUUAGCAAGGGAGCACUCUCUUAUUCCCAUCAAAAACCCCCACGCCUGAACGUUUUUUAUUUUGUCUCUAUGGGAUAACAUUUCCUGCAUUCAGGCAGCAAUUUUGAGGGGGGGGGGGACCGGAUUUUAAUGGCCUGUUGAAGAAUAUACAACGGUCAAGUACUUUCUUCCUAUUACAGUUAAUUAUUCGCAUUCGUCACAAUUUCUGCACUGUGACAAAUUUUGAGAUUGUUUUAAAUAACAGUCUUUGUUGAACAAAUGUUUAUUAGUCUUUUGUAACCAUGUUAAACAAAUUUUCGUGAAAGGUGUAUAUGCAAAGGGUUCAGGUAAUUCAUGUCGUACUUUUACCCUCUUGUUCACGUGUUAAUAAUAAACACUGGGUAAAAUACUUAUUGUUAGUUAUUUUUUAUAAGACACUCAGGAAAGUGAGAAACCUCAGAAAGUUGAGAAGACAGAGGAAGAAUCAGGCGAAGGAACAUCGGGAAUGAAAGAAAAUGAACAAGAGGAAGGAACAUCAGAAGUGAAAGAAAAUGAACAAGAAGAAGAAGGAGAUGAUAAAAAGAAAAAGAAGAAGAAGAAAAAGAAAGUAAAAGAAGAGGAAGCACCAAAGACAAAGAAGCCAGCCAGGGGGAUGAUCAAGCAGAUGCAAGAAGCUCUUGAGAAAGCCAAACAGGAACAAGAAAGAUUGAGGCAAGAAGAAGAAGCUAAAAAAAAGGAGCUUGAAGAAGCUGAAAAUCUUCGUCUGGAGAAGGUAUAUUAUUUUUUGCAACUUUUAGCAGUGUGUAUGAUUCAGAUGCAUGUGUAUGAUUAGGAUUUCUUUUCUCCGGCAAUUUACGCCCUUUCCUUUGUUCACUAACUUUUACGAGCCCGCAGGUAGUGAAUUAUACUUAACAUAGAAGCAAGCAAAUUAAACAAAGUUCCACCAUAUAUACAGAACUACUACAUAUAUAAAAAAUAGCAGAAACAGUUCAGGGUGGUAGCUACAGUCAAAAAUUCCACGUUAAACGCGGUUUUCCCAAUUACCUUGAGGUCGCAAUUUCCCAAUUUGGGUCAGCCAAAAAAUAGUUAUAGAAAUUCAAUGAUUUUUUUCACAUCGAGUCAUCGACAACUGAUAAUAGACCAGUACCGUAUAUGCCGUUGCCGUCAAUACGUUGUUAAUACGCCAUUAAAAACAUGUUUAUAACUACAUUUGCUCAAAAUUACUCCCAAAAUGCGGGAAAUGCCAUUUCAAAGACACAAAAAUUUUAAAAAUCGCGUGGCAAACCAAAUGCCCCCAGACCCACAAAGAAAUGCCCGGCUUCAGGCUAAAAUAAAUUUCCCAAUUUCAGGUAAACGCGGUUUUUUUUACUUCUGGCUAACACCCUGCAGUUUACCAAUAUGAUAACCAACGGUUGCCACUAUCUACUUCUGGACAGUACUCAAUGAAACUUGCCUAUGUAUAUGAAGUUCCAUUUGACUGUGUGUAUAUUCAUUCAUGUGCCUUUUAAUUGUUGGGCUGCAUUGGUUAAAGGAAUCAUGCCUAAAACCUCUAUAGGGUCUACAGUAUACGUUACGAAAAAAGUUGUUUAAUGUUUGUAUCACAAUUAAGGACUGAUUUAACGCUGAAUUGACACAUGUUUGUUGUUUUAGUUAAAGUAAUAAUUUUCCGAGCUAUUGAACCAAAGAUUUUCAACUUGUUACCUGAAAACAAUUCUGGCAUUUUGUUUAAUUGUAUGUUCAACUAUUGCCGCCACCAUGCAACAUAUUUAAAAAUUAAAAAUUGAAUUUCUAUAUCUGUUCUUUUCAGGAACAACAGGAAAAAGAGCGCAAAGAAAGACAGAGACAAAAAGAAAAGGUGAUUUAAGUUGAAUCAAGAGAAGCAUUUAUAUGUAAUGAAAAGAAUAUUGCAUGCGAAUUGGGCUUCUGAAUUGCCACCGUGAUUUUUAGUACAUGUGUAAUACUUGAGUCACUCCGGGAAGAACAGGGACCGCGGAGCCCGUUUAAGAGUGGGGAGGGGGCAGGAUAGCACGGGAUCUAUGCACGCUGGCAGGCUGGAUUUUAUCCGGUAAUUAUUCUUUAUCCACCGACAAAGUGUGUGUGUGGGGGGGGGGAGUGGCGUCCCCUCCUGCUCCGCGGUCCCUGAAGAAAUAUAAUAUCUUAAUAUAACAUAUUAAUCGAAUGACAUUUGACAGUAAAAAAGGUCAUCUAGAUGAACUGUCAAAUGACAUACGAUUUUAUAGCAGCAAAAAAAACAAAAGCAAACGAACUUCGGCUGAUUAUAUCUCGUAUCAGACAGCUUUGACAGUGAAACGUUGAUCAGGUUGUUUACUGUUUAGAUAUGUUAUAUUUGUUCUCGGAAUGACCCAAAUAUUACACAUACCAAAAAUUAUAUUCGCAGGGUUAGUGGCAGAAUGUUUCUCAUUUCAUCGCAGCGACGUAGUUCUAGUCUGUUGUUUCACUAGAAAAGUGUGAUUACGGUUGAAAAAAGUGUUUGUGGCAUGCGGAUGACCCGCUUUACAAAGUGCUGGUUUACACACAAAAUUUCUUUGAUCAAAUGUGUAUGUGACAGUGAUUCAGUAACUAAUAUAAUCGUAUUAUUUUAUCAGGAACGAAAGCAAAGAUUAAAACAAGAAGGGAAAUUUCUGACUCCAGCUCAGAAGCAGAAGAAAGCUCAAGCUGAGGCACAAUUACAGGCGAUGCGUGCACAAGGUGCGUAAUAGUUUGAUAUUGGACGUCUUUGCCUUGAGAGUUUGGCAAACUUGAUCAUAAUUAGAACUUUCAACGUAAGACUAUAUAUGUAACAACAUGUGGUUAAUAUAUUCUAAUUAUUAAUUAUUUCUAGGAAUUGAAAUUCCAAAUCGUAGUGGUUCUGAUGUAAAGAAGCCAGUUCGUUAUGGUUACAAAAAGAAACAAAAACAAUUUCAAGAUAAGAGUGAAGAUACAACUACAGAUGUUCAAUCUGAGCAAACAGGUAAAAUAACUUAAACUGGUUAUCAUAAUACUGGAGAAAACUGGGAUAUACCGAGCGAAGAGUUAACCCAACGGCUGGAAUCUAGCCUAGACAACCCCCAAACAUUGAAGGAAUCGGUCGGUAUAAAACGGUUAUCUGUACACAAAAACGUAGUUUGUUGAUAAACGGAUGAAAUUUAGUUAGCAAAUUGGUCUUAAACUGUCAUGUGUGCGUUUCAAUUCCGUUCAGCAUCCCGAAAGUACGCAGUUGAGUAGUAAACCAAACUUUCGGUACAGGACUCCUCUCGUUCUUGCUCUAUUCUUUCCCCAUCUUUCCCCUAGUGUACUUUCUGUCACUUGCCAUGAAUCUCCUUUCUUCAGCGUUAUUUCAAAUUCCACUUCGCCUGAAAAUCUCGUAUAUUUUAAGUAGAGAUGAAUGCGGAUGAGUCAGCACUCGACAUGUCUGGUGCAUGCAGUAAUUCAUGCCAAAUGGUUUUAGAUUAAAACAAGAAAUUAUAAUGAUCGAAUGAAUAUAUAAUAAUCUUUAAUGAGGAAAGCUUUGUCACAUAUGACGUGAUUUUCACAAAGGUCCUACACAUAGGGAACAUUAUAUAUACAAAUAAUCAUGCAAUUAUAAAAAUCUAAAACUAGUUAAAAGUCAAAAGUCUAAAACUGUAAGUCACGAUGUUCUAAGCAGGCUUUAGGUUAAAAGUUUAGAAAAAAGAUUUCUCUUAAAAGACACUAGUGUUGGAGCAUUCCUUGUAUCACUGUCUAAAUCAUUCCAGUCUUUGAUUGAUUGAUUGAUAGUUAGUGCGUUGUUUCCCCCAAUGAAAGCAACAUAUUGUGAUUAUUGCAGAAUGUUUCGGAUUGAUAGGGACGCAACUAUACCAGGCAACUACCAUGCAGGUAGUCCUAUAUCAAUCCGAAACUUUCUUAUUAUUGGCACUACCUGCACUGGCACAGACCAUGCAAGAUUAUAUUGUGACUAUCUAUACUGUUUGCAGACUCAGUGAUCUCCCGUUCAUGAAAAGUAUAAUUAAAGGCGGUUUUCCAGUCCUCGCACAAAUGAACUGUUUAGCAUUGUGGUUGGAUGAAAGUUCUCAUGCAUCACUCGCAGCGAGCUGCGAGGAGCUUCGUGCGAGGACUGGAAAUCCGCCUUAAUGCACUUAUGGUAAUAGAAAUGUGAAGUAAAGAAAAAACUACAUCUACAUUUAAAAAGUAAUGACAUGAGCCGAUAAAACCGCGCUAUCAAAUGACUAUUUAUAUUUUAAAAGCUCGUGUAUGUAUACCGUAUAUUUUAGAAGACAUUGCAACAGAGGCAAAAGAUGAGAACAAAGAAACAGCAGAAAACAUUGAAGAUAAGGUAAAGAUAAUUUAUUUGUUAUAUAUUGUUGUGUGUGACUGUGCUAUCGAGCUUCGCUUGUUCGCCCUUUGGUGGUAAACUUCCCUGCGUUUCAGGCCGUGUAUUUCCUGUGAUUAUUAUUAUCUUAAAACAAACAUGUUGCCAGUGGCUAAUGUCAAUGUUAGUGCAAGUUUACAACAACAGGAAAGGCCGGAAGCUCAGUUGUUAAACAGUCCUGUAGGAUCAGAAACGGUAAUAACGGUAUGGUAUGGUUAUGGUAUUAGUAUGGACGAUUGCUAUGGUAUACUAUAGUAUAGUAUGCUGUGGUUUGGUAGGUAUGGUAUGAUAUGGUAUGGUAUGGUAUGGUAUGGUAUGGUAUGGUAUGGUAUGGUAUGGUAGGAGAAGAUAUUUGCUGUGUUGGUGCUCAGUUGGCAGAGCAUUGGGCUAGUAUUCCAAAGGUCGUAGGUUCGAUUCCCACCAUGGCCAGGCAUAUUUUUCAAGCCUGCCUGGUGCGGAUAUACACUCAGAGUAACAUCACACAAGCAUGAGAAGAUAUGUACUACAUAUUAUUACUAUACGUUACGAAUGAAAUAGGGCGGUACCAUUUAAUGGUAAGGCGAAGUGUUUUAAAAAUCUGCCAAAAUAGACCUCCUAGUGUAAUUAUUUACAAAAUUUUCGGUCAGACCAGUACCAACCUUACAAAUGUUGUAUUUCAUUUAACAAUUUGACAGUCUUGACCGUGUCAGAGGAAUGCGCACUGUGACAUGUCAUAAUUCCAUUGGUACAUUAUCUUAUGUUUCAGGCUGUGGCGGGCGAUGAAGAAGGUGAUGUAAAAGAUACUUGGGAGGAUCAAGAAGAGAGCGAUGGAGGUGAUUCAUUGUUUUAUUAGGGACCGAUCAUUAUUUAAGGCGGGGGCACCGAAGAGAAAAGGGUUGGGUAAACUAAAUUUUGAGUAAGUAAAAGGUUGGGUAAAUAAAAAACAAAACAACUCAAGGGUUGGGUAAUAAAAAAUUAUUCUCAUUUCCAAAGCAUGACUCACUUAAAUAUUGGAGACUGAAAAGCAAUGUCAACAGUCGACUUAUGUCAAUACAAUAUGUGAAUCAAUCAGAGUCACUUUCUUGAUCAUUUUCCGAUUUGUUGGGAGACAAAUGGUGUCUCCAAAGAAAGUACAUGUGCAGACAACAUGAAACUUUAGACUGCAGAAAAUUGCACAAUCCGUUAUCAAACUCGUGUCACAGAAAUGGUAAAGGACAUGUGUGACAACUGAAUGGUAUCCUUUUGUAAAGGUUUUGGCCAGGGGUUGGUAUUUAUUUUUUAAUUGAUAUCUGAGGUUGGGUAAUCAAAUUUUUGACUUUUUAAUGGUUGGGUGAGUAAAAUUUUUGCCAGGAAAAACAUUUCUCUUCGGUGCCAUCCCACCAUAAAUAAUGACCGGUCCUUUACAGUACAAUACCCAUAUAGAGAUGUUUUAUACAUCCAUGUAGAUGUACUUUAAGUGGCUCGAGUAAGCAGGCAAGUGAAGUUACGUCAGUAUGGCUUGCAUGCAGUGGAAAAAAACUAAAAUCAUAAUAGAUGGUAUACCAUACAAUUAUAAUACUGUUAAGUACAGCAAAAAGCUUAGUUGUUGAUCUUUUGUUACAGAUAAUGCAACAACUGAAACAAAACAGGUUUGUUUUUAUGUAAUCUUUUGGUAAACAUAAACGAAGUAAGAUUGAUAACUUGAUCACCAAUAAAAGGUUCAGAGGUAUUAUGAUUUCUUGAAUGACACGAACAUUUUGGAAAAAAUAUAAUUUCUGAUUUUAUUAGGAAGCUAGAGCUGAAGAGGUUGGCGAAGAUGAAGAGGAGGAAACAAGUGGAGAUGAAAGUGGAGAAGAAAGUGAAUCUGAUGAAGAAACAGAAAGUGAAACUGACGAUGAAUCAGAAGAAGAUGAAUCAUUGUCUAAAGAGGAAAGAGAAUUUCUGCGAGCUGAAGCCAGAAUAAAGGUAUUACAUGUAAUUUACUUGCAUAUUUGCUUGCAUAUUGCACCUCGGCAAUUUUCUCUUCCUGGCGGAUGUGAUUGGAUGAGUGUCACGCGAAAGACUUAGAAAUAUCAGGGAAGUAUAUUCUUCCGAAAAGGGAUUUUAUAAACUUUUGUGCGAGUUCACUUAUUCACAUCCGUCAGGAGGAGAAAGUCCCCGACAAAAUCAGUUGAAAAUCUCUAAUGUGAACCAGGCUUUAUUUUUGCAAAUCGGUAAGCCCAUACAGGUGUUUAUCAUAGAGCUAAUGCUAUAGGAAAACUUUAAUUUUCUCAGAAACGAAGAGAAAAAGCUGAGGCAGGGCGAUCAAAAGAGAAAUUACGAUCACCUGUGAUAUGUGUCAUGGGUCAUGUGGAUACUGGAAAAACUAAAAUAUUAGAUAAGGUUAGUUCCAAUCAACUUUUUAAUGAUGUGUGUAGCAAUACACUAUAUAUAUACGUACUAUAAGUAUGUCACGUGCACGGUCUUGUGUGUGGUGGAGAACAGCCCAGCCAGAGUACCCCCCUCAAUUCGUUUGGGUCGGACUCCACCAUUCCGGUCUCGGCCAGACCACGCUGACCAACGUUUAUUCCCAUUGCUUAUUCUAGCGGAGAAAAAAGUAGAGCAUUAUGAAAUACUAUAGGUUAAUACACUGAAUAUACUGAAUACUGUAUCUAAACUGUUAGACUGUGUAUACUUUUAACGUGGACGUUGUGGCUUGAUGUUUAGAUUCGUCACUCCCAUGUUCAAGAUGGCGAAGCGGGAGGUAUUACGCAACAGAUUGGAGCAACUAACGUCCCCAGUGAUGCUAUUCGACAACAAACAAAAAUGAUUAAAGACGUAUGUAUAAAAUAAUUUUAAACAGACUCUACAAAAUGUACUGUAGCGAUUAAUAGAGUGGUUCAAAUUUAACUUCCACCACCUCUUCACUGACUUGGGACGCAUCUGAUUGGUUAAUCGGAUAUAUCAAACGCAUCUGAUUGGUUAAUCGAAUAUAUCAAACGCAUCUGAUUGGUUAAUCGAAUAUACCAAACGCAUCUGAUUGGUUAGUGAUCGCUUAAUAGGAGUGGUAGCGGAAGUCAAAUCUGAACCUUUCUAAUACAUUCUCGAUUACGACAUGGUUUGUGGCAUUUGAUAAACAUGAUAAAUAUAAAUCCACCGUUUCAAAGCUCCAUAAUGGUAGUAUACUGUAUUUUGCUCUUCCGCGCGUAUCAAAUAACAAGAGUAAGGACUAAGAGUAAGGACUGAGGGCUACAAGUUUAUUAGUGCUUUUGUACUAUUACGUACUACCCUCUUGAAAUAAAGACUCUAACUAACUAACUAACUUUCUAAAAUAACUCGAAGAGCACUAUUGUUUACUAUAGCGAAAAGGACAAACACGUUGUUGACUCAUUAUAAUCAAUGGAAAGGUUCGGUUUUACAGGAUGCUCCAGUUACUGUUCGGAGUACUCCGGAUUUUCGGAACACUAAAUAGAAUCGAACCGAGCACGGUCACAUGACUGUUCUGGCUUACUCAAAAGAAGGAGCAGCCAGAACAGUCAUGUGACUGUUUUCAGUCCGAUCCCAAAAAUCCGGAGUAUUCCGAACAGUAAAUGGAGCCGCCUGCUGACUUCCGCCAUACAAUUAAUGAAUUCUUAAUCAAUCAAAUGCAUUUGAUAUUUAACAAAUAUAAAACAUUUUCCGUGUUGAUAUACAGUUAUGUCAACACGAGUGGAAAUUGGGAAAACGAGAAAUUGUGUGGAAACACGACGCCCGAAGGGCGGAGUGUUUUCACACAAUUUCGAGUUUUCCCAACUUCCACGAGUGUUCACAUAACUAUAUAUCAGUACGGAAAAAAUGUUUUAUAUUUGUUUUAUAACAUAGCAAUGUCAAAAGCCCGAAGAAUAAGAACAAUUUCCGUGUUACAAGCGGCGGAAAAUUUCCCAUGUUGACAUGGAGUUAUAUCAACACGGCUCUUAGCCAAUCAGCGUUCAGAAUUUACAAAUGCUAUAUUAUAAAUAUAUAUAUAUCUGUUUAACCAAUCAGAUGCGAACUAGUGAGAGGUCGCGGUAGCUAUAUAGUGGAAGUCAAAUCUGAACCUCUCUAAUGAAAAGUUGAUGGACUAAUAAUCAACCUUUUUAACAGAUUCUAUCUUAAAGGUUCUCUCUUUUGCACCCGAACAUGUGCAACAAGGGCUAAAUUCAAGGUCUAUGUAUUAUUGCUUGAGGACACUAUUUCCUAAAUUUUCUAUUUAUUUAUUUUAAAAUUUAUAUAGUUUGUUGACUACGACAUGAAAAUUCCCGCCUUGCUCAUCAUUGACACACCUGGUCAUGAAUCUUUCAGGUUUGUUGAUUUGAUUCUAAAUGCAUUUUUUAUUAUCAUCUUCAAGGCGAAUGUAACACCCUUAGAGCAUGCAACAAUUAAUGAUCAACAUACGAACCAAUGGGCGCUUUUCUUAGUCAUAAUACAGUAUUUACUGUAUUAAUUGGAUAACCCAGGAAGUACCGUACCCCAUUAUUUUUGUAUUUAUUAUAUUUUCUAAGUACUAUUUAAAGCACGCGUAGGAGUGUUUUAUCAGAUAUAAAACACGAGGCGCAGCCGAGCGUUUUAUAUCUGAUAAAACACGACUACAAGUGUUUUGAAUAGCUUCAAACACAACUACAGAUGCCGUCUCAUUAGUAUUCUUUAUAUAAAGAAUACGAAUUAGGAUGGACUUUUAUAAAAAGAAUACUAAUGAAGAUGAGUUCUAUCAGGUAUAAAGUCAAUUCACGUGACAUAUAUUAUGAUUGACAUGAUUUGCCAAUAAGCUUAUGAAUUAUUAAUGAGUGUUUGAAGUCAGUUUAAAUUAACUUAUAAAGUUAAAUGUUAAAUCUGUUCAAACCACAUGUUACAGUAAGUCUGUCCGAACCACCCAUAUAUUUACAAUUUUGAGGGAAAACCGAUCCCUUUUCCAACCUCACCACGACGAUGCUGCUAUAUAUAGUUCUUGUUAAAAUAUUUUGUUUUAGCAACUUACGAUCACGUGGCUCAACGUUAUGUGAUAUGGCUAUUCUUGUUGUUGACAUCAUGCAUGGCUUAGAACCACAGACAAUUGAGUCUAUAAAUUUACUGAGGAAUAAGAAAACGCCUUUUGUCGUCGCCUUAAAUAAGGUAUUUCACAUUAUAUGUAGAACAUUUUACAACAUGAAUUACAUAUACAGUACAGCUUAUUUGCUUAUUUUUAACGAUAAUUCUUCAGUACACUAAAGUUUUGCAGAACUUAGAGUUUUCCUGAUGGUCGGGCAUGCAGAUUGCAAAUAGAACGUGAUUGUAUUCAAUGAACUGUCAAAAGCCACACGCUAAAUAAUCACGACUACUAACAAUCAACAUUGAAAAAAAUAUAUAACAAGGGACGUUAAGAAUUUUUGUCACAUUAACGAUAAUGUGCAUCUAAUAUAUGGUUCUGAGUCUUCCGACGUUGCUUAUAAUGUGUAUUGGUUUAUCCUUUCUUUGUAUAUGAGCAAAGUUGUAUGUGAUGUUGUCAGACACCGGCGAUAUAACUAAUUUCAUGUGUAAAUUUUAUAUUGAUUGGACCUAACCAGGAGCAGUUGCGAAAAAUGCAACUAAGGCAUUCUGGAGGGCUGCACCAGAAUGGCCAGGUUCGAUUCCUACUAGAGGGCCAGGUGCGAUUCCUACUAGAGGGCCAGGUGCGAUUCCUACUAGAGGGCCAGGUGUGAUUCCUACUAGAGGGCCAGGUGCGAUUCCUACUAGAGGGCCAGGUGCGAUUCCUACUAGAGGGCCAGGUGCGAUUCCUACUAGAGGGCCAGGUGCGAUUCCUACUAGAGGGCCAGGUGCGAUUCCUACUAGAGGGCCAGGUGCGAUUCCUACUAGAGGACCAGGUGCGAUUCCUGCUAGAGGGCCAGGUGCGAUUCCUGCUAGAGGGCCAGGUUCGAUUCCUACUAGAGGGCCAGGUGCGAUUCCUACUAGAGGGCCAGGUGCGAUUCCUACUAGAGGGCCAGGUGCGAUUCCUCCAAUCCACUAGAGGUUUCUCAGAAACGUUAUGCCCUGUGACGUAGCCAGCGACUAUAGUUUUCGCCUGAGAUUUGUAGUGACUUUUCCGACACACAAUGGAAAAUCGAGCUGAUGCCAUAGUCACACUUGAUAGAGAACUGAAGCUCAUUAAUUAUGCGAAAUAUUACUUCCGCUCGCUCGAAGCUGAGCGAUAAAAUAUAGGGGGGGGGGGGCGUCUUUGGUGGGAUCGUUGAAAGAAGACGAUAUGCUGAUAAUUGGAGCGCACAUUGUACAGAUUACACCAAAACAUCGUGGAACACUACACAAUAUCACUGCCAACUGAGAUCAUUCUGCCGCAACUGUAACCCUUGAGAACUUUCUGACGUUUGAUAGUUACGUCAACCAUUCACCUUUACCUUUACGGCUAUGCAAUAUUCACGAUUGUAGACAAUACAAGACACACAUAAACAUAUCUAUAGCCUACAGGCAGCCCAGCGACCUGAUCCAUAGAGGAUCUUGUUAACUUUUCGAUGUUUUAGGUUGAUCGUUUAUAUGAGUGGAAACGAGGUCCAAACUCUAGUAUUGUCGAUACAUUAAAGAAACAGGGGAGGAGUACCAAACAAGAGUUUGAAGAAAGAAUGAAUAAAAUUAUUGGAGAAUUUGCAGAAGAGGUUAGAAUUUGCUUCCAGAGUUUUAUUUCUUUUUAAAACAUACCCAACCUCGUACCCAGGCUCUUUUCAAGCGUCAGGAAAGUUGCAAACAACUGAUCAGUACGCAUUCUCAUCCCCAGAGCCAUUUUCACUCUGUCACUCGCUGAAAAUUAGGUUCUGGUUUAGACAACAAAAUGGAGAGAUCUGAUUGAACUUCUCAGAGAACUGCUAUUUCGCAGUUGAGUAUUUUUCGCUAGGGAAACUUUUUCUAUCAAAACAUGUCAACACAAAUACUUCGUUGGUGCUAAAGCGUCCCAAUUCAAGAGUACGCGCUUUAGAAACUACUGCAAGUUUUCUUGCACUUCCGGUUCCGUGUAUUCCAGGGUCUAUGAAGGAACGAGGAUGAUCAGUACGCACGGCAGAUUACAAGUUUUUUUUCCCGCCAUUCAGAGAUCGCUAUUUUUGUGAUCCAACCAGAAGCCGGAGCUCAAAACUCUGACCCCAGUUCAAACCAUCAUGCGAUCAAUCAAAUCUCAUUUACUUUCUAUUUCCAGGGAUUAAACGCGAUAUUAUUUAAUAAAAAUGUUGAUACCAAGACUUACAUAUCUCUGGUUCCUACAUCAGCUCACACUGGGGACGGUAUGGGUGAUCUGAUAGCAUUAAUUGUAAAACUUUGUCAAACUAAACUGGCACAAAGAUUGUCAUAUUCAGAAGAACUACAGUGCACAGUACUUGAGGUUUGUCUGAACUGCAGUUUGCAUAAUAUCUGCAAUGAAAUGAAAUCAUAUAUACAUAUUUCUUAGACAACGUUCACACUAUACGCCGAAUUGUUUGAAAACGUCACUUUUGUCGUAACAAGUUGAACAGGGUUUCUCAACUGAGCGGGAUGAAAAUGGAGCAGUUGGCAACUUCGCGUGAACAGCGGCAUCGUCUUUAUAUUGUUCCACUUUAGCAUUUUUUUAUUAUUUUUUACUUUAGCAUUUUUUUAUUAUCUUUUUGUUAUUUUUUAUUUUUACAUUUUUGCACCAUUUGAGCUCGUUUUGCGAAUCCUUAUAUCGAAAUUGUAACGGUGUGCAGUGUGAACAUUAUUUCGCUCCAGCGUAGUGCGAACUUAAGCCUGGUUCACACGAUGAAAUAAGCAUAAGCACAAGCAGCGGAACCUUUGAUGUGCAUAAACGUAAGCAUAAGAAGAACGCAACAUUUAUUUGUUCUUCUUAUGUUUACAUCAAAGGUUCCGCAUGCUUAUGCUUAUACUUAUGCUUAUGCUUAUGCUUAUUUCAUCGUGUGAACCAGGCUUAGUCUUGAAAUAAGAACUCCAUUUUCUUGUAGGUGAAAGCUAUAACCGGCUUAGGAACAACGAUUGAUGUAAUUUUGACCAAUGGUCGUUUAGCAGAAUCUCAAACAAUUGUAUUAGGAGGUAUACAUGGUCCUAUAAUCACCCAGAUACGAGCUCUACUCAUGCCGCAACCGCUAAAGGAACUACGAGUAAAGAAUCAAUACAAAGAAUUUAAAGAAAUUGAAGCCGCCCAAGGUGUGAAAAUAACAGGAAAGGAAUUGGAUAAAGCACUUGCAGGAUCACCAUUGUUUGUUGCUUAUGAAGAAGAUGAAAUUGAAGUACUUAAGGUAUAUGCAAUAUUUACUUUACUUUACUUUACUUUAAAAGUGGCACUGUGAUUUUAGCAUCCGUCAAUUAUGCAAAUCAGUUUCGAAUCAUCAACAUAAACCCUGAUCAGAAAUCCUGCAAAUCUUGUCACUUUACCGCACCAUCCCGCGCGCGAGGACGCGAUUCGUGCGACAUUUUUAAAGGGAAAUGGCAAUAUAUUUUUUUAUUUUCUCAUUUGAAAGAACUUCUAAGGCUAUAUAUAUAAUACUCGUUUCGGUAAAAUCGGUAAAAGAAGUUAAUAUAUAGUUUCAAAAGUUCUUUCAAAUGAGAAAAUAAAAAUUUAUAUUGCCCUCUCCCUUUAAAAUGUGCAAUUUGUUAAAUGGAAAAUCUCGCGUGGAAAUAGCAAACCUCGCGUGAUGGUGUGGUAAAAUGCCACGAUUUUAGAGUGCCGAAGGCAACUAAUCAGUAUAUUUUAAUGUGUUUUUUUUUUUCAGAGAGACGUGAACGGAAUUGUCCAACAGACGUUGAAAUCAAUCAAAGUUGCUGAAAAAGGUGUUUGUGUACAAGCCUCGACACUCGGUUCUCUUGAGGCUCUCUUGGAGUUCUUGAAAACGUCGAAAAUACCGGUAUGUACAUUUGUUUACACUUUUGUUUUGACCAAAUCCAUCGAUCUGAUUGACUUAUUUAUUUGUCACCUGAUGCUUUUAUAUUCACUAGUAUAUAAGCACAUGUGUUGAGAACAUUCGUAUUCUUCAACAAUUUAACAGAAAUGAAUGAUAUUUGGUGAGAAAAUUGAACUUAAAGUUUAUGUAAAUCAGCAUGAUUUUAGAUAGGUAAUAGCAUGCUUUCGAGUGCAAGUUGGAUAUAACAUGCACGAGUGAGUUUUUCAAAAUAGCACGAGUCCGAAGGACGAGUGCUAUUUGAGGUCUUUGAAAAACUCGCGAGUGCAUGUUUAUCCAAAUUUCACGAGAAACCAUGCUAUUACUUAUUAAUAAUUUACAUAAAAAUGUUCGAGACAAUUGUAGUUUCAGUAACUUACGCGUUUAUAGCGAACAUUCCACCGGCAAAGUUUUCCUGGCUUUGUUAUAUCACAUUAUACAACGCUAACAGCUUGAAAAUUCCACUCAACUAUGUAAUUUUUGUUAGUCUUGUUUAAGGUAAAUGCUUUUCCAUUUAAAAAUAAAGAUAAAAGCCAUAUUUUCCACGCAAAGGCAACUUUUAUUUUGUGUAGCGACUAGCGCGGCGCCAUGUUCGUUUUGUUUUGAAGCAAUCUGUGACCGUUACUUCUUUAAAUUAAAUUGCUUUAAACUGAUUGGUUGAUUUAAUCAUCACAAUGUUUUUCCACCAAUCAGAUCAGUUUGUUACAGAUUUUUGCACUGUGAUUACAAAAAAAUGCACUGUGAUUACAGAAAAUUGCACUGUGAUCAAAGAAAAUUGCGCUGUUGUUUGGGAUUAACUGCACUGAAAUCAACCAAUCACAGUCGAGUAAUAUCUUUAUGUAUAUUAUUAUAUUAGAUAUACAAACUCCUUGUCUCCUUCACGUUCAUGAUUUCUUUUGUGUUUUCAUCGUGAAUUAGUAAUCGAAAUUUCACAAGUAUACCGGGUGUUCGAUUUAAUAAUAUAGCAAAAAAAGGUAGAACAGCUAUCACGAUCAAAUAAAAUUUAUCGUAUCCAGAAAUGGCUAACAUAAAUUUUGAUAUGUUACAGCAAGAUUUUUAUGCAAUAUUAACGUAUAUAUCAAUGUUUUAAUCGAACAAGCAUUUUUGAAAAAUUUGCAUAAAACCUAUUAAACUAAUUUCAGUACAGUUGCCAUUCGUUCGUGAUUAUUAGAUAUUUCAUUGAAGCCGACUUAAUUUUCAAAUUGUUUCCCAUUAAAUUUACAAUUUUGCAACCUCGCAAGCCAGAAUCUUUACAAUUUUGUUGACAUUUCUUAACUUUGGGAUUAAAGCACAUACAAAUGACAAUCGCCUAUAUUAAGAAACAUAAGACAACGCGCGUCGUGAAACCUUCGCAUUAACAAACUAUCGAAAACAAAACUCUUUGGUGACAUGCAGAAUGUUUCUUGCCAGGCAAUGUACUUUAUGACAAGCUUUUCAGUUGAUGAAAUAUUGAAACAAAUACGCUGUAUUUGCAUGACCACAACUAAAGCAAUAUGGCAAGUUAACCUUAUCCAUAUGCAAAUACCAUAUAGAUAUCUUAUAUACACUAGAUAGUGCAUCUAAUUAUUCUGCAAUUCAAAAAUUGAAGCCGUGAUUGCAGACUCAGGAUAUUCCCAUGAAAUGAGAAGUUCGUAUGUUUUCUAUUUCUUAAACAGGGAACUUAAACAUUAAGUCAAACCUAUUCCGAAUACAUUUUUAAACUAUUCAAAUGAUGAAAUUAGUUAUUGUUGUUUUUAAGCGUUUAUUAGCGAGUGGGAACUACCAACAUGGCCGCCAUCUAUUCAAAUGGGGGUAACCGCUGGAAUAUUCUUAGCUUCAAUUUUACUAAAAGAGAUGCGCUAUCUAGUGUAUAUAAGAUAUCUAUGGCAGAUACAAACUUAAAUUAAUAGGUCAUUUUAUGCAAAUUUUUAGCAUUGUCAAAAAUGCUUGUUGGACUUAAAAUCGUAUUUGUUUACAUAAUAAAUCAUGUUCAUUUUCAUUUUCAUACUCGGCUUGGACAACGUUUAUUUUUUGGCCAAUGAACUCAUUUAAAACACUCGCAGUUUGUGCUUUAUCAAAGCACUCCUGAUUGUGUUUUAAAUAGUACCUAUAUAUACAGUGUAUAGUCUGUAUCAGGGUUUAUGUACGGUAUGGGAGAUACGAAUUUUUGCAAGAUAGUGUAUAUACUGUAUAUGACAUGUAUAUAUAAUUAUUUUUAGUAUUGUAGUGUGAGUGUUGGUCCCGUUCAUAAGAAAGAUGUUAUGAAAGCUUCAGUGAUGUUGGAGCAUGACAACCAGUAAGUAUAUUAUGUCAACGUUUGUUACAUAUUAACAAAUAAUCUAAAUAUUUAUAAUCUGGAAUAUCGAAUACUUCAAAAAGAUUCGAACAUUACGGCUGCAAACUUAAUACUUUGUUUGAAAUUUGCGCGCUUUUUAAGGUGGUUUCUUGCUGAGGGAGUUUAAAUUAAGGUUCAAAAUUAACGAUUUAGCUUUAACAUUUUCAAGAUACCGCCCACCUAGGGGGUCGUAGAGCGGCUCUCGGAUGACAUUUUGAAAUUUGGACUUCUGGCAUUUCCAGCCAUUUUGGAGAGUUGUUUUGGAGAUUUCGUCAUAUUAUUCAAAACAUUUAACGAAGGAAAGAAGGAAAUAACCUGGAGAAACAACCGGGGAAAUUUGCCGGGUUCCAGCUUCAUUGGGAAUCCUGCGAGUGAGCGCAGGAAACGAGUGUGUUUAGCAAUCCUUCACAACGAGUAAAGAAUAAAAGUCGGGACCUUUAGCAUGUAGAACGGCAACACGAUGACGACGAUCAAAACUUUCUUUUAUACAACUCAGAGGUGUGGGGUGCUUAUAUCAGAAAUCACUUCAACAAUUUGGGAUAACUCUCCGACUGAAAAAACACACUUGAGAUUUUGCAAACUAUACCUUGGCGUUGGGAGGAAAACAACAAAUAUUGCUUGCAGAGGUGAACUAGGAAAGUUUCCACUGAUAAUCAAUAUAUAUAGGCGACAUUCAAAUACAUUACUCAUCUAAACUCACUACCUGAAGAAACAAUUGGCAAACAAGCUUUCCUUAUCUCAAAAGAUUUAUACUCCAAAAGAAUUUACCUCGUUUUACGGAAAUAUUAUGGCUAUUCUAAAAUCCUAUAAAUGCAACACACCAAUAACAGACCUGGAAUCAAUCACAAUUCAAACACUAAGCUUUAUCGAUGACAAUUACAUAAAGCAAAAAUAUAUUACUUUUUGGAAACACAAACUCGAAAAUUCCUCCAAACCAAAGUUUUACAAUACAUUCAAAACAGACUAGAAAAAUAUUUUUUAACAAUAAAUAAUCCACCCGACUAGGAAAAUACUCACAAGAUUUCGAGUGAGCAACCACAAUUUAAUGAUAGAGUUUGGUCGCUUAAAAAAAAACACCAAGGGAAGAACGACUCGUGUGUAAAAUCUGCCAGUCAGGGGAAGUGGAAGAUGAACACUACUUUGCCAAUUCGUGUGAAGCCUACAUCAACCAAAAAGAAACUUUUACACCUGUAACCACUCUUAGAAACAAAUUCACCACUGUCACAGAACAGUGUCACAGACAUAAUUAGUAGAUAUGAUGAAAUCUUAUUAUUCGAAAUAUAUUUCCUCCUGUUUUAUGGAAAGAAAUAGAUACCUUGAAAUUGGGAUGGCUGUCACCUAAUUAAAGUACUAUUUCUCUAAUCUGAGAAAGUUGAAUGAAAACUUUUCCUAUAUCUUGUAUAAAUAGAUCUUCUUAUUUGUUAUUUGGAUUGACUAUAGUUUCUGUAAUGUAUGUAGUUCUUACCACUUGUAGAAACGGUCUUAAGCCGAUUUUCCACUAGGCGGAAUUUUGCACGCAAGAGCGGAAUUUUUCUUUGUCUUGUGAUUUCUCGGGUGGAACUAAUUAGAAAAGACUAAGAAAAAUUCCGCUCCGCGCGCAAAAUUCCGCCUAAUAGAAAACCGGCUUUAAGGGGAAUAACCAAAUGGAAAAAAAUGAGAACAUAAUGUCCGGAAAAGUUUCCCUCCCUCUCCCCAGUUGGAGGCGGCAGUGUGCUUGCGAAAAGAACUCCUCGUUCAAAUGUAUAUUGUGUAUGUAAUUAUGUGAUUUUCCUUUCAGGUUUGCCGUGAUUCUUGCAUUUGACGUGAAAGUUGAACGUGAUGGUCAGGAGCUUGCUGAUAGUCUUGGUGUGAAAAUAUUCACAGCUGACAUUAUUUAUCAUCUUUUUGAUAAGUUUAUGAAUUAUAGAGAGGUAUGUUUUAUUUCUUCGUGACUUGAUCCACGGGAAGAGGGAGAUAAUGAUUAGUGCGAAGUUAACCAAUCACAAUCGCGUAUUUUAAGUUAGGUACUAUUUAACUGUAAAUCAUGCAGAAGGCCCAUCUACACCAUACGACUAGUCGUCCUGCCGUAUGUACUCGAACAAAAACAUGUAAAGAUGUCACAUUUCUUAUAUAUCUAAAAUGAUACAACUGACCGCCGUCGCCUUACCCCUGUUCCCCUUAAUCGUCACCUGACAUAUCUUCUCCAAAACUAAGUAUUUCCUUCUCCUCUGUUUUCUCAACCCCGUUUCGACUUCCUUCCCGUUCCUAUUCCGAUAUGUUAUCACUAUUCAGCGCUAUCCUCUUCACUUCUUCUAUUUGUACUGAUAUCCACCUUUCUGUUUUAUAUGCUUCACUUGAUCUGCUAGUCUCUGUUCUAAUACUCUAGACAUGCCUUAAAUAUUACAAAUUUCUGACAUUCUCUUCUACAGCCUCUUAUUUCUGACUGGCAGCCAUUCUUAUAAAAAUAUUCAUAAACAACUCUUCCAAGCUCCAUACCUUCCUCUGUCUAGGUAUUUCUUCCCAGAAUUUCUAGAUUUUUUUUAUCCUAUGAUUUUCCAGCUUUGGUGAUUGGGAAACAAUAUUUUAGAACAAGUUGAAGAAUAUCCAAAGCUUGGCAUAAAUAUUCCUUUUACUGUUUCAAGACAAACACUUUGCAGGAACGGGCAAGGUUCAAGUAUUCAUGUAACCUGAGUAUCAGGCUCUAUUUUACAAAUAGAGCCUGACACAAAACUUAACCUGAUCGCUUUCCACCCACAGCAAAGUUUAUAUUUAGUAUCCAAUCAAAAUGUCGCAGGAGAAAUUUAAAUUUCACACAACGUCAACAUUACAACAAUCUAAUUUUAGCAUAGGCGGCCGACUAAACGGCUGAAUUUAAAUUAAAACUGCAAUGAACUUAUAAAAUUAACAAAAAUAAUCACAAAUUAGCGAAAUAUAUUGCAAAUGUAGCUUAUAUUAAAUUCGUAUUUAAGUUUCAGUGACUACAAUGAGCUUUACAUGGCGCUUAUACCGUAUUUAUCAACAAACUGACGUAUAAUUAUAAAGUAUGUAUACUUUAUAACUAUACGUGAGUUAGUCGAUAGUGCAACCUGAUGGCGAUUUAAUAUAUUAAGCUACAUUUGCAAUAUAUUUCGCUAAUUUGCGAUUAUUUUCUAAUUUUACUGCAGUUUUAAUUUAAAUUCAGCCGUUUAGUGGGCCGGCUAUAAUUGUAGUUGUGAUCGUUAUAAAAUAUAUCAACAACAAUAGUAUAAUCUAAUUAGCACCAGCCAAUCAAAUGACAGAUUUAAAAAAUCGUUUGUCUAAUCGGCCAAUCAGACGAAAAAGCCAGAAUCUGGCUUUUUACAUGCGCCGCGGUAAAGAAUUGUAUCAGGCCCUCCUUCAUUCGCCGCCGCCAAUUAAUCCUGGCGAAUGAAGACAUAAGGGCCUGAUACUCAGGUUAGUAUUCAUGCAUUUCAUGGCGUCUAUUUUAAUUUUGAUAGGAAUUAAAACAGAAGAGACGUGAUGAAUUCAAGCAUAUUGCAAUAUUCCCAUGUAAACUACGAGUUCUCACAGAACAUAUCUUCAAUACUCGAGAUCCCAUUGUUCUUGGCGUUGCUGUUGAAGCUGGAAUUGUCAAAGAAGGAACUCCGAUAUGUGUACCUAGUAAAGAGGUAGGAUGCAUCUUUAUUUGGGGCAGUAUAAGCUUUCUAGCGCAAAAUAAUCCCCAGGGCGGAUCCUUUAUUCCGGCCGGUAGAGAUUUUGUACUGUACUGUACUGUACUGUACUGUACUGUACUGUACUCAGGGCCGCAGAGAGGGGGGGGGGGCAAAUUGCCCCGGGCCCCGAGUUGCUGGGGGCCCCUGAGAAAUUUUUGUUGGGCCCCAGCCUUUUUUGUGUGUUAAAUAUUUCCGCGCAAAGGACAAGAUAUCUGUUCUCUUGGGCUAAGUACCGAAUUUUGGCAUAAAAAAUGAGAUAAAGUCCCUCGAAAGCAGUUGCAACGUACUCGUCCGGAAAAAUUUUGUACUCCGGAAAAAUUUUUUACCCCUAAAAUGGUUACCCACUGACCGAAAAUUUUUUGGCGACGGGGGGGGAGGUUGUUCUCCGGAAAAAUAUUUUUCCGGGAAAAAUUUUUUAGAUAGGGGCCCCUAAAAAAAAUUUGCCCCGGGCCCCCGCCAACCUCUCGGCGGCCCUGACUGUACUGUACUGGUAUUGUAAGAUAGGGGCCCCUAAAAAAAAUUUGCCCCGGGCCCCCGCCAACCUCUCGGCGGCCCUGACUGUACUGUAUUGUAUUGUACUGGUAUUGUAUUGUAUUGUAUUGUAUUGUAUUGUAUUGUAUUGUAUUGUAUUUUAUGUGUAACCGGAGAAGUAUAUCAUUUUGAUAUUUUCAUAAUACACCCCCAAAUUGACAGAUAUUUUGCAUUUGGAGAGUGAGCUGGCCUACUCUGUAAUACGUGACCUACUCUGGUCUACUCGCCAUUACACCCAAACUACAGGUCAUGCAUUUUGUGUCACGCAUUUAGCAGACGUCAUGUUCAAGAUAUAUCGAAACCUUCCUUGGUUCGGCAGAAAUUGGGUAACAUACAAAAUUUUGUCAAUCUAACAGUAAAAAUGAAGAUAUUCCAGUGGUCUGUGGGAACUGUCUGCGUUUCCUCGCCUUAUUCCUCUGCAAUGCUCGGUGCACUCAGAUCGGUGGGUGUGCUGAAUUGAAAAACUAUAAACAAAGACACAUAUUUUUUUAUUUUCGCAGCAAAAUUAUGCCUUUCACAUAUGAUCUCUUUCACAGACCCGCCAAGGAAGUAGGGCAGUUUUGGGCAUAAGGUUGAGCAAACAUCUGCUCAUAUUUUUCAUAACCCUUCAUUGGCCUUAUUUUUCAUAACCAUUCAUUUACUGGCACCAUAAUAUAUGGCAUAUCAUGCUGUUAUACCGUACUAUUAUACCAUAUACUAUUAUACCAUAUACUAAAACUGUCUGUACCAGUGUAGGUAGUACCUGAAUGUAGAAAUGCUGUGCUGAGUGGUUAUAUUACUACCUUAAAAAAAAGCAGAAACUCGACGUUUCGAGCGAAGGCCCUUCGUCAAGAGUUAGUAGCCCGUAAGGUAGUAAUAUAACCACUCAGCACAGCAUAUUAUACCAUAUACUAUUAUACCAUAUACUAUUAUACCAUAUAGUUAGUAGCCCGUAAGGUAGUAAUAUAACCACUCAGCACAGCAUAUUAUACCAUAUAAUAUUAUACCAUAUACUAUUAUACCAUAUACUAUUAUACCAUAUACUAUUAUACCAUAUACUAUUAUACCAUAUACUAUUAUACCAUAUACUAUACUAUUAUACCAUAUACUGUUAUACCAUAUACAGUUAUACCAUAUACAAUUAUACCAUUAUUGUGUUGUAGUUUGUUGACAUCGGUAUUGUGAUUGUGUUGUAGUUUGUUGACAUCGGUAUUGUGACAGGAAUUGAGACGAACCAUAAACCUGCGGAGAAAGCAACAAAAGGAAUGGAGGUCUGCGUAAAAAUUGAACCAAUCCCCGGAGAAGCACCCAAAAUGUAUGGCCGUCAUUUUGAUGAAACAGAUCUACUUAUUAGUAAGGUGAGUCUCACUCAUUCGCGAAGUACAUGUUGAUAAGGCAAUGCUAAGCCCAACAGUUGAACUAAUCUUUAAUUUACCGGUAAUUCGAUACAAUAGGUCAGCGGUCAGCCCAUAUGAGUGUAGCAGGGCCAUCAGAAAGUAAUUUUUCAGCUUUGGUAAAAAUGCCGGAGACAUGUGAAAUUAUAAAACUGGACCCCACAAUAUAAUUUUUUUGAAAUUGAUAAAUACCGAUCUGGGUUAUUGCAAUCAAUGACCAAUUCUACAAAGCUUGAAAAAAUCACUAUCCGAAUGUAUGCGCCAUCGACCCCUGCACACUUUAAUUUAACAUUACAUACGCCAUUUUUUUCAUCAAACAUGAAGCGCACUUUUUCAAUCAGUAAUCGCUUUUACUUCAUAUAUACCGGACAAAUAAUAUGCAUUUGUAAUUUUUGUUAUUUAAUUCGAGAAAAAUGGUUACACUCACACAUAUCGGUCCUAUAACUUUGUAUCGCUAUGUACAAACAUUUACUACACAGAAACUCAGUAUUAGCUGCAGGUAUAAGGAAGUUUGUAUGUUAUUGAUUUGCUAUUAUAUAAAUUAAUUAAACGUGUUCUAAACGAAGUUAGUAUAAUUUCAGUAUAUUGAAAAAUGGCCUUUGAGCAUUCUGAUUGGUUCCCUCAGCAGUAACUCUGAGGCAAUAGUUACUGCUCAGACUCUUACAUAAAGCAUAACAUCUUUUUAUCUAUAUUAAGUUGGUUGUUACAAUAUUACUGAAAAACUGCUUUAUUUUCUUUAAAAAGCCACUUUUGUCCUGCAUUUUUGAAACCAAGGGCUGAACCCCAUGAUAGAUCGGAAUUUUUUAAAGGACAAGGACAAGGUAGAUUCAUUCAGCGAUAAAGAGCCCAAGCAAUUCAUAAAGUCGCUGUGAUGAAAUAUUUCCAAUCUUUUCCACAGAUAUCCCGAGAGUCAAUUGAUGCUGUUAAAGAAUAUUUCAGAGAUGAUCUCCAGAAAAGCGACUGGCAAUUAAUGAUUGAACUGAAAAAACUCUUUAGAAUUAUUUAGAUGGAUGUUAGUAAAAAACUGCGUAAUUUCUGUUCACAAUUUCAUGGAGGAUUUUGCUAUUUCUUUUUUCACAUUGACACGUUUGUACACAUAUUCACAAGGGUGUUUUGAGUGAAAGCAAAAAUACGUCUGCCUCUACUCCAUAUUAUACAGAAAUUAUAAAUACAGUACUUUAAGAUAUACUAGAUUUCAAGAUAAAAAUAUAUUUAUAUAGCGGACUUCAAUGCAUUCAUGCCUGAUUCACACUCCAUGAUGUUGUGUACGCUAGAUUGAUGACAUCAUGAUACGUCGAAUUAUGACCAUCACGUGAACAGCACUGCUAUCCGAAGUUAUAUAAGGAAGCAAAUUUUAACGAGUUAUAGUUUUCGUUUAUUUUAUUUUAAUAACAUAGUGCAUGGAUGAGAAACGUAAAUAUUGUAAACAAUGUUUUGAAAGAAAUAUAAAAAAUUCUCCUUUA
Paramuricea clavata is the source of this 25909-nucleotide messenger RNA. NCBI's taxonomy places the organism in Eukaryota, Metazoa, Cnidaria, Anthozoa, Malacalcyonacea, Plexauridae. The record is from the annotation of a GenBank genome assembly.